Messenger RNA from Drosophila grimshawi, 1718 nucleotides. RefSeq names its product 27 kDa glycoprotein. Lineage: Eukaryota; Metazoa; Arthropoda; Insecta; Diptera; Drosophilidae. The transcript is spliced from 2 exons. Bases 224 to 1129 code for a protein of 301 amino acids. The record is from RefSeq and is a predicted model, not a curated record.
AAGUGGCCAUAAGCAUGGUUGGGUAUGAUGAACAUAAACACAAUGACUAAUUAAUUGUCUAAUAAGAACCCGUACGUCGUCCAAUAAGAAUCCAUACGUGCAGGUCGGAUUUCAAAGUACAGGGGUGUCGGUGGUAAUGCUAGUCGAAUCGAUAUAAGCCAAGAAUUUUGUUUGAAAUACAUAGUUUUUGAGGAAGCUCAAUUACAAUAAAUCAUAUAACAGGAUGAAGCUGCCAGCCAUUUCCUGCAUCUGGUCAAUCUUAAUUGUUUGCGGAAUAUUUGAAGCGCAGGCGCAAUUAAAUUUGGACAAUCUCGAUCUGCAAAAUCAAUUUACCGAUGAUUUGUUAAAAUCCAAUAUUAGCUACAACCAAGUGAAAGAAGUAUUCCGCAGGAAAUGCAUAGAAGUAUCCGGCGAAGAGCUUGGUGACCAGGCCUACAAUAAUAUUGAGUCCGGCUUCUUUAAACUCAGCGAAUGCAUCAACAAUAUUGUCAAUUACACGACAAUGAAACAAGAAAUUCAGACCGCACGUCCUCUUGGUGAGUUGGAUGUGGUGUUCAAUAAGUAUUGCAAGCAGCGCUCGAAUGCCACCAAUUGCUUUGAAACAUUCUCGAAUAAAUUGUUGCCAUGCCUGGACAAGGAAGAGCAGGAGAGCCAUGAUGUUAUGACACGUAUUGUGCAGAGUUUGCUGAACUUUGUGUGCCACAAGGAUGGGGACCAAAUCGCUCUAUUUAUCGCCGAGCAGGGAUUCGAGUGCCUUGAGUCACAAAAGGACAAUAUCCAGCAGUGCCUAAACAGCACCUUUUCUACGUAUUUCAAUGAUGCAGAUAUGCACGACAGCAAUCAGAUCAAAACAAUACCCAAACUAGUCGUGGGCCAGAAGCAGUGCAGUGAUAUUAAAACGUUGGAAAACUGUGUUGUUCGUCAUUUGGAGCACUGCUCGGAAAUAACACCGGCAAAUCUCAUAGAGUCAAUGUUCAACUUUAUCAGAAACGAGACUCUGUGCCGCAACUUUCAGCAAAUGGCCUUAACUGCCGGUGCCAAGACGCUGGCUAAUACUCAUGCUACACUAAACAUUCCAAUCUAUACUCUCUUCGGAUUUAUCCUAUUUAGUAUGUAUGAAUUGAAGUGAUUUUCGUCAACUGCAUUCUCAGUUAAUCUUAAAAACGGUGUAUGCUCCAUAAUGAUACAAAAUUAACUUUGCCGUGUUCAUCGUUCUAAUCUCUUACUCAAUUCGCUACUCAUUAAAAAAAAAAAAACAAAAAAAAAAGAGAAAGAUAGAGCGAAAGCGAAACAGUAAAUUGCAAGACACGGCCCUUUUGCAAUCUGGUGCAAAUAUUUGGAAAUCUCAAAUCUCGAAUUAUUACUCUAUAAAUAUCUUCUUAUGUACGUGAAUAGUUUUGUUUGCGUAGUUUCUUUAUUUUUUGUUUUUGGUUUUCUUUUUGAACAAUAAGAGAAAAGUAUUAGCUCAUUUUCUUAUAACCUUUAUUAGUUAUAGGCAUGGUAUACACACUGUUAUUUAAUCUUUUAUUGUAAUCUCCUUUCCGAAGUCAAUUUAUACAACUCCCAACAACAACAAUAACAACAUAAAACACGGAAAUGUCAUACACCUAUACGAAAUAAAAUGAUGGGAUACAGGUUAAAAGUUUAUUAAUUUUGUAAAUGGAAACAAAAAUGUAUUAAAAAAAAAACGUGAAUAUAUAAACCAAGAAAUAUUAAAA